Messenger RNA from Ceratitis capitata (Mediterranean fruit fly), 2988 nucleotides. RefSeq names its product protein krasavietz (gene kra). Lineage: Eukaryota; Metazoa; Arthropoda; Insecta; Diptera; Tephritidae. Gene Ontology annotation, cellular component: cytoplasm; membrane. The transcript is spliced from 10 exons. Gene Ontology annotation, molecular function: protein binding. Bases 467 to 1744 code for a protein of 425 amino acids. The record is from RefSeq and is a predicted model, not a curated record.
UCGUUUGUACCGUUUGGAGAUAGACGUGUGAUCUUACUUUUUCGGCGCACAUUUCGCCAAACUACCGUUUUUAUUUUUUAAUUCUACGCAUAAUUUACUUUUAUUUAGAAGAAAGUAACUGAUUGUGAUACAAAUAAAAAAAAUUAAAUUAAAACUAAUAAAGUAAAGACAUUUAUGCAAAUAAUUUGUGCAUGCGUGUCAGAUUCAGUGAGUGUAUAAAGAGACGGACGUAAAAAAGAUUCGAAGAGAAAAAGAGGAAAGAAAGAGGAGGUAACAAUAAGUAGAAGGUCUUUGCUGCAGUUGAUUAGUGAACGAACCCGCUAGAUUGUGAUUUCUACAAAUUUCUAAAGCGAACAAAGAAAAUAAUUUGCUGAGUGUAUUGUGUUUGAGGUCAAAUAAUUGUCGGAAGUUCGACGAAAGGCAAUUACCGCUUUUUUUUACCGCAGCUAAAACUUCAAUUUAUUGUAUGAGUCAAAAAAUUGAACGACCAGUACUAUCAGGUCAGCGCAUCAAGACCAGAAAAAGAGAUGAAAGAGAGAAAUAUGACCCAACGGGAUUCCGUGAUGCGGUCAUUGCUGGUCUCGAAAAAACAGAAGGUGACUUGGAACAAAUCUCUAAAUAUCUAGACAGCGCUGGUAACAAACUUGAUUAUCGUCGCUACGGCGAAGUACUAUUUGAUAUAUUAAUUGCUGGUGGUCUCUUAGUUCCGGGAGGAUCAAUCUCUCAGGAUGGCGAGAAGCCCCGCACAAGUUAUUGCAUAUUUGAAGCAAAUGAAGACAUUGAGACAAUGCGUAGCCAUGAGCAGGUAUUCGUCAAGCUCAUGCGUCGAUAUAAGUACUUGGAGAAGAUGUUCGAGGAGGAAAUGAAGAAAGUUUUAGUCUUCAUUAAAGGUUUUACUCCGAGUGAACGUACCAAACUUGCGCGUAUGACAGCGCUCUGGUUAGUUAAUGGCUCAGUGCCCCCAAAUGUUCUGUUGGUAUUGAACAACGAGCAUUUGAUUAAGGAUGGCAUCGCUCUUGACUUCCUUAUCGAAGUGUUUGUCGCUUUUAAACUAGAGAAGGGCAUUGCAUAUUUAGUUCAAGCACUUAAAAAGGGUGGACUUGAAAGCAAACUAAUGGACUUUUUCCCACCAAACAAACGUACUGAGGAAUAUUUAAAACAAGUUUUUCUUGAAAAAGAUCUAACUGAAAUCAUAAAAUUACACAAAGCGCAGGCCAGUCAGGAAGCAAAGCGUGAACUCCAACAAACGCUAAUCGAUGAUAUACAUGACGAGAAGGCACACUCGGAAAUCACAGCAGAUAUUAAAGAGUUCGCACAGCGCAAUAACAUUCCCGAUCACGAGAUUAUUAUCAUUAUUUGGUCAACUGUAAUGUCACUUGGCGAAUGGAAUAAGAAAGAAGAGUUGGUCACCGAUCAAGCGGUGCGUCACCUCAAAGCUUAUUGCCCAUUGUUGCAGUCAUUUGCCUCUACCGAUCGCUCUGAGUUAAAUUUGGUUCUGAAGGUACAGGAAUUCUGUUAUGAGAACAUGAACUUCAUGAAAGCCUUCCAAAAAAUCAUAUUGCUCUUCUACAAAACUGAGGUAAUAUCCGAAGAGAGCAUUCUCCGAUGGUACAAAGAAGCUCACUCCCCUAAGGGUAAAAUGCAUUUCCUUGAACAAAUGCGUAAAUUUGUCGAAUGGCUGCAAUCAGCUGAAGAAGAAUCGGAAUCUGAGGAUGAGCAAAAGGCACAAAGUAAUGGCGAAUAACAAAAUGACGCUGGUGUUUUAGAUUGGUUAGGGGCGUAUUAAUUGACAAAAACAGACCAAGAGCAUUGCCCCGUUUCCCCCUGGAAUGGUUCUAGAUAAAAUGAAGAUACAAAGUAGCCAACCGACCAACCAACCAACUUACAUCCACCUAUCCCUGCUCCUAUAAAACAACCACGCCGUUGACGAUUAUUAUAUCAUUAACUGCUGGAAGUCGACAUACAUAUAUAUAAAAAUAACAAACAAAAUUAUAUACUAUACAUCAAACAUCAAGUAUAUACAUAGCGUACAUAACUUAUAAAAACCCGAUCAUUUCUCACCCUUUAGUAAAAUGUUUACAAAGCUGUUUUGAACAUACCAACAAAUGAAAAAUUCAGUUAAAAUAUACUAUAUUAUACAUAAAAAAAAACGAAAACAUUUCUAUAUAAAGCUAUAAAAAAGUUAAUUAAGCAUAUACUAUUAUCCAAGUAAAAAAAUCACUUCAGAGCAAUAUACUUGCCUAUGCCUAUGUAUGUAGGUAUGUAGGAACACCAAGCGCUCGAAUAAAAAUGAUGAGCCUCACUAAACAUUUUUAAAACUGAAGACGGAAGAAGCGUAGUAGUAACAUAAGCCAUUACAUGUCAUAUAAAUAGUUAAAAGUAAUCAACAAUUCUAAAUGUCCAUUGUGGUGUUGCAAAGGAUUUAUCAGUGGGCCAGCAUUCGAAAAAUAAAUUUCCAUAAAUAAUCCACGGGAAAACACCAACGUUAUACCCGUAGACUGAACAACUAAACAUUUGAUUAUGUUAUGCGUAUGACCGCAACUUUCGUUUCGUUGAACUUAAUUGCCAGAUAAAGUGAAGUUCCACAUACAACAAGAACUCAAUUUUUAAGCCACCAACAACAAAUACUAAACAUAGCAGUAGCAGCCCACACCACAUGGUGACCAACCGGGUUAGUCAAACAAAAUGGCCAUCAAUUGCAGCUGCAGCACAUGGGGUAAAAACAUACGUUAGAAAUAUACAUAAAUAUUUACGAGAAAUAGCAGGAAAAAAGUGUAAAUUAUACAUACUAAAAAUAAUGAAUUGCUCUAUAUGUGCUAACAAUAAUCGAACAAACUUAAGGAGAAACAAUGUUUAUUAGCCACAAAUGAAAUUAAAUACAAUUUAAUUGAUGUAUUAUUAAGAACGAAUAAUAAUGUGUUUUAUCAUAAAAAAUAAGUACCAUACAUAUUGCAAAUGAAUAAAAGUAAUAACGGGAUACAGGCGAAU